This is a messenger RNA of Geodia barretti, 1611 nucleotides long. Lineage: Eukaryota; Metazoa; Porifera; Demospongiae; Tetractinellida; Geodiidae. The record is from the annotation of a GenBank genome assembly.
AUGCCAGUCGACGCAAUCAGUCUCGAAGUCUUCAAGAACAUGUUCAUCUCAGUGUCCGAGGAGAUGGGAGUGGCGUUGCAACGCACCAGCUACUCCACCAACAUGAAAGAACGGCAGGAUUUCUCUUGCGCGCUGUUCAACCCGGCGGCGGAGAUGGUGGCGCAGGCGGCGCACCAGCCGGUGCAUCUGGGGGCCAUGCCGGCAUCGGUGCAGGCGGCGUUGCAAACAUUCCCGCAGGGAUUGCGCGCCGGCGACAUCGUCAUUCUCAACGACCCCUACAUGGGCGGUUCACAUCUGCCCGACAUUACCCUGGUGGCUCCGGCCUACGUGGAGAUUGACGGCGCCCGAGAGUUGAUCGGAUACGUCAGCAACCGCGGCCAUCAUUCCGAUGUGGGCGGGAUGGCGCCGGGCUCAAUGCCGCUGUCCACCGAACUCUACCAGGAAGGGCUGAUUAUCCCACCGCUGAAGUUGUCCCGUGGGGGUCGCAUCAAUCAGGAAGUAGUGUCCCUGAUCUGCCGCAACUCCCGCACGCCCGAUGACCGCCGGGGAGACCUGGCGGCGCAGAUUGCGUCCAUCCGCGUUGGCGACAAACGCCUGACCGAGAUUGCCCAACGCUACGGCCUAGCCGAUACCCACGAGCACAUGGACGCGCUGCUGGACUAUUCGGAGCGUUUGACCCGGCGGGCCAUCACCCAGAUUCCCGACGGCGUGUACGAAGUUACCGACUACAUGGAUGACGACGGCCAGAGUGAAGAGCCGGUGAUGAUUCACGUGACGGUUACGGUGGCCGGCGACCGGAUGGCCAUAGAUUUCACCGGCACGGCUGCGCAAAGGCCCGGUUGCAUCAACGCGCCGCGAGCCGUUACGGUGUCGGCCAGCCUGUAUGUGGUGAGAUGCGUGGUCGGCAACGAAGCGCCGGCGAACCAGGGCUGUUUGCGUCCGGUUGACAUAAUCACACCCAGUGGCAGCCUCGUUGACCCACUGCCACAGCGGGGUGUCGCCGGCGGCAACGUGGAAACGUCGCAACGCAUUACCGACGUGCUGUUGUCCGCGAUGAGCCAGGCCCUGCCCGACCGCAUACCGGCCUCGUCGCAGGGCACCAUGAACAACAUGAUUAUCGGCGGCCACGACAUCUCCCGGGACAGGCCCUAUGUGUACUACGAGACCAUCGGCGGCGGCAUGGGCGCACGUCCUGACAAGGACGGUAUCUCCGGCAUCCAUACCCACAUGACCAACACCAUGAACACUCCGGUGGAAGCGCUGGAGUUUGCCUUCCCGCUGCGUUUGCGUCGUUACGCUCUGCGGCGCGGCUCCGGCGGCGACGGAUUGCAUCGGGGUGGUGAUGGUCUGGUGCGCGAUGUAGAGUUCCUCAGUCCGGCCCGCGUUACGGUGCUGUCGGAGCGCCGCCGGUUCUCCCCGCCCGGCUAUCACGGCGGACACCACGGCGAGCGCGGCGAAAACGUGCUGCUGAAGGGCGGCUACGAGGAAGUCAGACUGGCCGGUAAGGAGACUCUCGACGUGGAUGCCGGCGACAUCCUCAGCAUCCGCACGCCCGGCGGCGGUGGCUGGGGCGCCCCGACUGACGGCGGCGACCACGACCAUCAGCACUAA